Monosiga brevicollis MX1 is the source of this 3030-nucleotide messenger RNA. RefSeq lists its product as uncharacterized. The record is from RefSeq and is a predicted model, not a curated record. The transcript is spliced from 24 exons. Gene Ontology annotation, molecular function: phosphatase activity. NCBI's taxonomy places the organism in Eukaryota, Choanoflagellata, Craspedida, Salpingoecidae. Gene Ontology annotation, biological process: phosphatidylinositol dephosphorylation. The coding region runs from base 1 to 3030 and encodes 1009 amino acids.
AUGGCUCGAUACAAUGCAUUUGAAACAAGCCAAGAGGCAUGGCACUACACCAACAUGAGCCGAUCGGUGGCGGAGACAAUGCUAACUCGUCGCCGAGCCAAGGGCACCUUUCUCGUUCGCGACUCGGAGCGCGUGCAGGGGGCCUCUGUCCUCUCCGUCUUCCAGGACGACUUGGUGCACCACUACCGCCUGACAAUUCGCGAGGACAACUCUGUCGUCGUAGACGGUGUGGAUGCGGUAUACCCGUCGCUUCGGGCCAUGAUCCACGCUCUACAAACAGAAAAUAUCCUUGCCAGUCCUCCCAUCAUCCCUCUUGAGCUCAACAACACCGGCAUCUACGAAGAGACGCCCUCACACGCCUCAACCACCGAUGAUGAUGAUGAUGACGACGACGAGGACGGGGACGAUGAUGAGUCAACUGGCGAUUGUCGCCUCAUUUCAGCUCUCAAGAGCAGUCUUGACCUCAACCAUGCCACUUCCAGAUCGGAUCCCUCAGCUAUGGGGCAACUGCAACAGUACAUUCAAGGCACCGCGUGUCAAGACAGCAACGCCAUCAAGUCCAUGGGUAGCAUUCCUGGUUUCAACGAGAUGCUACAUGCAGCCGCGAAGCCCUUACUCACCGAGCUACGACGCUUCACAACUCGUAUGGAGGCCACCCGCAAUCUCUUCCAGCUCGCUAGCGAGGAACGCGGCUUUCCUGGCGCCGAACCGUUUCAACUUCACGAGCUGGAUGAGUCAAAAGCCGAUGAAGACCCGCUGCUUUACCUCAUUCACAAUCUACAGAUGGCCCGAGAUAUUUCGCAGGACGCAUCCACUCAGGUUUUGCCUUGCUAUCCUGGACAUGUACACACCUCCCGUGCCCACGCCACGUCGUUUCUGCGCCACUCCACGUGCCGUCAUUCGGAGAAAGAGGCCCUCAUCUAUGAGGAGGGUCGCGCCCGCGAUGACAACGUCUACAGUUACAACGUGCGCAAGGUGGAAAAGGUCAUGGGCAAAGCCGAGGAGCUGACUGUGGAUGUCAACCAAGGCGUCGUCCUCACUCGCCACAGUGCCGGGUCACAGGACAACAAGACCUAUCGUCACGACGAGGUUGUGCAACUGAUCAAGUCGCGGUCCAACAAACAGCGCUUGGCCAUUUUGUUCCAGGGCAAACGACGCAAGGAUUACAUAUUCGAAGAUCUACAGCAUCGAGAGGACUUUUGCCAAAAAGUGCGGAUGCUCAAAAUGCGACACGGUGGGCACCAACUUGAGGAUAGCCGCCACUCCAAGCUGAGCAUUUGGAUUGGAACCUUCAACAUGGGUGAUGUGGCGGCGCCCAACGACCUGAGUAGCUGGUUCGCUUGUCAAGGCCAAGGUCGAGCUCUCCCAUCCAAUUCAGAGCACGACAUUCUAGCUAUUGGCUGCCAAGAGGCGGGCAUGGCAGAAAAGGACUGGUUGGCGCUGGUGCGGCAACACAUCGGUGCCGGCUACCAGCAACUGGCCUUUGCAAAAUUGCUGCAGAUUCGACUUGUGGUCUUCGUGCGCGAUCAGCACAUGAACAAAGUCAGCCAUCUACAACAGAGCGUCGUUGCCACGGGAUUGGCUAAUAAGCUCGGCAACAAAGGUGGGGUGGGAAUAGCGUUUUUCGUCAACCAGACCUCCUUCUGCUUCAUCAACAGUCAUCUCGCAGCCGGAUCGGAAAAGCUUUUGAAGCGCAACACCAACGCUCUGGACAUCUUUUCCAAGCUACAACUGGGCCAAAAGCACCUGUCUGGCUUUGACAUUCUCAAUCAAUUUCAUCACGUCUUUUUCUUUGGCGACCUCAACUACCGCAUCAAUCUUCCCGUUAACAUGGUGAUUGACGAUGCCAAGAGGCAGCAGUACACACGCCUGUGCCAAUACGACCAGCUCCUCAUGCAGCGCGGCUCACAAAAGAUGUUUUUUGGAUUCGAGGAGGGCCCAAUCGAGUUUCCCCCCUCAUAUCGCUACAAGCGGGGCACACGAGACGUGUACGAGUACGAGAAGCAAAAGGCCAGCGGCAUCAAGAUCAACGUGCCCUCCUAUACAGAUCGCAUCAUGUGGCGUAGCUUUCCCAACCUCUACAUCAAACAGACAAGCUAUGGUGCAACGACGGAUAUCAUGACCAGUGAUCAUAGCCCGGUCUUUGCCACCUUUGAUAUCCAAGUUACUGAUCAGCAUGCAAGCACCUUGGGAAGUGGCGAGAAUCGUUGCACCGUGUUUUUUCACAGUGCCGUAGCCAAGCUCAAGACCGCCGCCAAUGUCAAAUUUGUACUACAAUUUUACGCCAACUUUAUUGAUGGCAAGCAACAGACCGUGCGCAACUCAGAUUAUGACUAUGAGCCGAAGAACCCCAUUUGGGCUGGCACGGACUUUCCACGCAUCGUGCCCGCUGUGGCUGAUCGUGCCUACCUAGAGCACGAGCACCUGCUCAUUGCUGUCAAAUCAGAAGAUGGCGAUGAAUCCUAUGGCGAGGGAUCGCUGUCGUUGAUGAACAUGUUCAGCUCUUCUGCCCAGCCCUGCCCCUUCAAGGUGGAUUUAUCUCACCACGGCGAGUUCACGGGCACAUUGGCCGGGCACAUGUGCGUGGACGGAGCACGGGGCAAGAGCACCAUGGGACAAACAGACCUGGUGGCAGCCGGCGAUGAGGAUUUGGAUGCCCUGGACGCCACCCUAGACGGCAGCCGGCGUACUCGACGAGCUCCAUUGCGGCACAACGCCACGUUUACCGAAGGCAUGGCUUCAGCGCAUGGGCCACCUGCCAUUCCGCCUCGGGCCCGCAUGGGGCUGAGCGAGCGACGCCCCAUGGGUGCUGCUACUCUGGCUGAAAAGGAGCGUGCCAAACGGCCAGCAUCCAUGAUGGUGCCAGCUACGCGUGCGGGGCCCUCAGACCUCAACAAACAGUAUGACGACCUGGAAUUUUUCUCGGACUUAGCCGAGGAGGAUCUGCAAGACAUUGGUGUCAGCGCGCCAGAUAUCCAGAUCAUUAUGACCGCCAUCGCUAAGCGCAAUGCUUCGGCAGCGACGCCCUGA